This is a messenger RNA of Angiostrongylus costaricensis, 546 nucleotides long. The record is from the annotation of a GenBank genome assembly. NCBI's taxonomy places the organism in Eukaryota, Metazoa, Nematoda, Chromadorea, Rhabditida, Metastrongylidae.
AUGUCAUCAAGCAAGCGCCCACCGAAGGAUGAUUCAAAACUGCCAACUUAUCGACUAGUCGUCAUAGGAGACGGAGGGAAACAAUUUUUGGAUUAUUAUGACCCCACUAUCGAAGACCAGUACAUUCAGCAUUGUGAAGUGGACGGGAACUGGGUAAUUAUGGAUGUGCUCGACACAGCCGGUCAAGAGGAAUUUUCCGCAAUGCGUGAACAAUACAUGAGAAAUGGACGUGGUUUCUUGUUAGUCUACUCCGUGACCGAUCGUAAAAGUUUUGAUGAGGUUGCGAGACUCUAUACACAAGUGCUGCGUGUCAAAGACCGGACAGAGUAUCCUGUUCUCCUAGUCGCCAACAAGGUCAUUGAUUUGAUUAAUCAGCGAGUCGUGUGCGAAGAGGAAGGGAGAAGUUUAGCCGCUGAUCUCAAGCUUCCUUACAUCGAAACGUCUGCAAAGAAUCCUCCGGUGAAUGUGGACGCCGCCUUCCACGAACUGGUCCGAAUUGUUAAGAGUUUUCCUUCUGAUGAAGACGACGAAGAGGUGGUUGUGUAA